AUGGGUAACCCCAAACUUAUCUUCGGCGCUGCUUCUUUCGGCAUGGACUUCGCCAGCCCCGAGGAAAUCCAGGAAGUCCUGGAUUAUUUGAAACGAAAUAAAAUCACCCACAUUGACACGGCCAGCAGAUAUCCCCCUAUCGCGCCUGGUCGCUCCGAGGAGCUGUUAGGGGAGACUAAAGCCGUCAAUCAGGGCUUCACGAUUGACACCAAAAUUUUCACGCAGACUAGCAAUCAAGGGGGGCAUAUGGAAAGCAGCGCCGUUGAACAGUCCGUUAAGAUUAGUCUGAGGCGAAUUGGCAUUGAUCAGGUGAACACCCUAUACAUUCACUAUCCCGACCUCUCCACCCCGCUGGAAGAGCAGGCAAGAACCAUCAACGACCUAUAUGCAGCAGGGAAAUUCAAGCAAUUUGGUGUCUCAAACUUUAAGCCCGAUCUGCUGCAGCAAUUCCUCGCUAUCUGCGAGGCCCACGGCUAUGUCAAACCUACCGUCUACCAAGGCGACUACAGUGCUGUGAAUCGCGGGAUGGAGAAGAAGCUUCUUCCCAUCCUAAGAAAUUAUGGAAUUGCUUACAAUGCCUUUCGGUAAGCCAUGUUUCCAUUCUGUGUAAGAAGGAAUUUGACCGUCCUGCAGCGUUCUAGCCUCGGGUUUCCUUUCCGGCAAAUUCACCCACGGCACAGCCGAGGAUACACGCUUCAGCGCCGAUAAUCUCUUGGGACAAUUCAUGCAGGGACUAUAUGACCAGGAGGUAUUACACUCAGCACUGAAAAGGCUGGAGAUUGCGACCGAGUCUCUGGGAAUUACUACCAUCGACGCGGCACUGCGAUGGGCAUAUUAUCAUUCGGCACUGGCAGAGAAUGAUGGGAUAAUUCUUGGGGCGAGCUCGAUAAAGCAGCUUAGAUCAAAUGUGGAAAGCAUUC
Aspergillus melleus is the source of this 920-nucleotide messenger RNA. RefSeq lists its product as uncharacterized. The transcript has 3 exons. Lineage: Eukaryota; Fungi; Ascomycota; Eurotiomycetes; Eurotiales; Aspergillaceae. The record is from RefSeq and is a predicted model, not a curated record. Bases 1 to 588 code for a protein of 195 amino acids.